AAGUAAAUUGUCUUCGAUUUUGUGAACAGAACUUAUGUUUCACUAAGGUUACCAAUUUGAUAAUUCAACACAACUUCCCUGAACAGCAAGCUGUUUCACAUGGACAUUUUGAACUGCUGGAACAUGACUCUUCAAUAUGUCACCAUCAAUGCAACAGGGGAUAGCCUAAACACUGAUGGAAUCCACAUGGGGCGCUUAACCGGGGUUAAUAUUUCGGAUGCAAUCAUCAAAACUGGAGAUGACUCUGUCUCUAUUGGAGAUGGCAGCCAACACAUUAAUGUGGAAAAAGUAACCGGUGGACCUGGACAUGGCAUCAGUGUUGGGAGCCUUGGGAAGUACCACAACGAAGAACCUGUUGUUGGAGUUACUGUGAAGAACUGCACUCUCAUCAACACAAUGAAUGGCAUUAGGGUUAAAACAUGGCCAGAUUCUCCGGCUAGUGUUGCCACUGACUUGCAUUUUGAGGAUAUUAUCAUGAACAACGUUGGCAAUCCUAUUCUUAUCGAUCAAGAAUACUGCCCAUAUGAUCAAUGCCAAGCAAAGCUCGUUUGA
This is a messenger RNA of Vitis riparia (riverbank grape), 552 nucleotides long. Its product is annotated as exopolygalacturonase-like. Bases 100 to 552 code for a protein of 150 amino acids. The record is from RefSeq and is a predicted model, not a curated record. The transcript has a single exon. Lineage: Eukaryota; Viridiplantae; Streptophyta; Magnoliopsida; Vitales; Vitaceae. Gene Ontology annotation, biological process: carbohydrate metabolic process. Gene Ontology annotation, molecular function: polygalacturonase activity.